Molecule: messenger RNA, 936 nt
Organism: Paracoccidioides brasiliensis Pb18
Product: chromatin modification protein
Exons: 1
Coding region: 1-936 (311 amino acids)
Biological process (GO): RNA polymerase II preinitiation complex assembly; DNA-templated transcription initiation
Cellular component (GO): SAGA complex; transcription factor TFIID complex
Molecular function (GO): transcription coactivator activity; protein heterodimerization activity; RNA polymerase II general transcription initiation factor activity
Source: RefSeq, a predicted model, not a curated record
AUGGCCUCACCACAUGCAAAUGCAGGCGCAGCUGCUUCCUCAGGUCAACCUCUCACACCUCCCGCCGAUGCUCCCUCCUCCGCCAACAACAACUCUUCGAGUCAACCAAACAAUCACGCCACCAACCCCGCAAACCCCUCCACACUCACUCCCGCCAACUCAAACAACCCAGCCCAAGUCCCCGCAACCUCUUUACAAGACACAGGCAAAUCGCGCCGGCCUCGUGACGCCCGUCUAAUCCACAUGCUCCUCGCCUCCCUCGGCGUAACCGCCUACCAAGAACGAGUACCCCUCCAACUCCUCGACUUUGCCUACAGAUAUACCUCCAGCACGCUGCAGGAUGCCGUAUAUCUUGCUACGGAAGGGUACCCUGGUGAGUCUGCUGGUAAUACUGCCACCAAGGGUGGCGCGGAGGCCAAGGCGGCGCAGCAUGGCAAUCUGGAUCUCAGCACUGUCAGUCUGGGUGCUCUGCGGAUGAGCAUUGCGUCGCGUCUACAUUAUCAGUUCCAGCCCGGUUUGCCUAAGGAGUUUCUCAUGGAAGUUGCUGCGGAGAGGAAUCGGAUGAUGUUACCUGGUGUCAUGAGGGGUAUUGAUGGGGGGUCAUCAGCUGCAGCCGCCGCUGUGGCCUCGUCGGCUGGUAGCAUCAUGAUGGGCGGUAUGAGGCUGCCGCCUGAACGGUUUUGUUUAACUGGGGUCGGGUGGGGGUUGAAGGAGGAAUGGGAGAGCGAGGGAGAGGAGGAGAUGGAGGUUGAGGUUAAUAAUACGCAGCAGAUUGGGGUUGGUGGGACUGGAACCUUUGCGAAGGACGGCGGGGUUGAGGAUGGAGGAGAAGGGGAGGAUGAAGACGAUGGGGAUGGCACGAUGGAGGAUAUAUUUGGUGAUGGGGAGCUGGAUGGGGAGGGUCAGGAUGAGGAUAAAACGAUGACGGACGUCUAA